Messenger RNA from Achroia grisella, 8141 nucleotides. RefSeq names its product protein unc-79 homolog (gene unc79). The record is from RefSeq and is a predicted model, not a curated record. Lineage: Eukaryota; Metazoa; Arthropoda; Insecta; Lepidoptera; Pyralidae. Gene Ontology annotation, molecular function: protein binding. The transcript has 56 exons.
AUCGAUCAAUAGCUUGAAGAGAAGGGAAAAUCUAGAUUCAGGUCUUAUCUCUUUCGCCCAGUCGGUUAUUCGUGUUUUAAAACCUGAAUUGCUGUUAUUGAUUGGGCUCCGUACCGUGUCGUUGAUGCUAACCGCGAGUGUAGACCGGCGCUUCAAUGCAGGGCAGUUUCAAGAUUCAGCUCAUAAACAUGGGGACACGGGCGGCGGCCUUUACGGCGAAGAUCCGCAGCCUGUACGACUGUCAGCUACGGUUGAUGCACAACAUACAACCGUUGCCAUCCGGCGUUGAUAUCGCGAACACAGUCAAAUACUUCUCACAGACGCUACUUAGUGUACUAAAAGAUGUCCCGCGGUCACCUUUGGAGAUGCUGCGAGAUGCUGACAACGACGCUGACAGGAUGAUCCUAUACCCAAACUUGGACUAUAAGGGACUCUUCAACGCCAUAUCGCAGCUGGUCGAUGCGGCGCCGCACCUUCAGUAUGGAAUACAGGCAUUUGGUCAGGCAGUUCUACAGUGUCUGGGCUGCUUGCUGCCAUUCCUGGAGUAUGAUAUGAUAGACAAUCUGCCAUACUUGGUAGCAUACUGCGUCGCAGUGUUCCCAGUCGCCCUACAUCAAGAGAUACUACAUUUACUCUGCUAUUAUAUUCUGCCUUUUACUAUCACACGAAAGUACUCUGGACAAGAGGAGGAGAGUCAAGCUUCGCAGUCAGUCGCAGCCAUUGUGAUGAUGGUAUUCCAGCACUCUAGUAACCCUGCACACCACUGCCAGCUGCUGGAGUGUCUAAUGUCGAUGAAGCAGUCGGUGGUGAAAGAUAUACUGUGCGUGAUCGCGUACGGCACGUGGGGCGCCCGUGUCUCCGCCGCCAAGCUGCUGUUCUACUACUGGCCGCCGUUCGACGCGAAGCUCUUCGACAGGAAGGGGCUCCUCUGCAAGUUUUCUAACGACUUGGUCCCGUUCCUGUGCCAGCGAGACAUGUGCCCAAACGCGGGGUCUGCUGAGGCUGCGAAGGUGUGCUACGACCACUGCAUCAGCGUCACCUUCGCCUCCGACAGUCCGCCACCGCUAUAUCUUUGCAUUGAAUGCGCUAAUGAGAUUCACAGGGAGCAUCCAAAUCAACGGUUCUUUGACAUACUGCAUCCACAGCAGCAAGUGUCUAUGGUUUGCGAGAAUAAGAAUUGUCGCUCGACAGAUAAAGCAGCGUAUUCCAUUUGUUUUUCAAAUGAAUGCGCCAGUUACAACGGAAACCAUCCAAUCAGGUACUGUCAGCAGUGUCACGGCAACCGCCACAACAGCCGGCGAGGCGGCGACCACGUGGUGCACACGCGGCUGCCGCCCGCCUGGCAGAUGGACUCCGACAUGCAGACCAACCUCGUAGAGGCCAUCAUCAGUUUGCUAAAGGAAGCGAAGCCAAUAAAUAUGGAGGAUCCGGACAGUUCGACAGAACACCUAAAGCCGCCGCUCACAGUUAACCUGCCGGACCCUAUUUCAAUUGAAGACAGACAACUACUCGGCAGAUACGGCGUAUGGUUGAUGGUCGGCCUAUGUACCCCGAACCCUGAUACUCCAGACGAAGUACUCGGUCGACUGCUCUCCGUAUUGUUCCACUGGUUUCAUGUCACUUCCUUCUCAUACACAGGCGAUACGGCUAAUAGUGUGGAGAAGCUGAAAUCGGAGCACGUGUGUGGGUGGGUGCGAGCGAUUGCAGAGUCGCAUCGGUCGGUGCUGGUGUCGUGCCUGUUGCCGCACCCGCCGCACUACACCAGGCAGGCCGGCCACUGGGACAACCUCGCCUCUAAGGCGCACCACCUCAAGGACGGCCUUAACAGAUUAUAUUGUUUGAUACCUUACGGUAUAAUCACUCAGUCCAUUUGGGACUACAUCAUGCCCGCUUGGAUGGAGGCCAUAUGCACAGAUGUGCCUGAAAAAGAGCUGAUGGAGCUGAAGGUCCCGCUGGCCAAGAUCCUGGAGCCGGACGGUAGCAUGGUGGGCGUGGACGAGCGCAACCUGUAUAAGUUCGCCGCGCACAGGGUGUCCUCCGCACCCACGCCGCACACCGUGCUGCCCGUGCUCGAGUGGUUUCAGACGAUAUCAAUGUUGGAUGUGAAAAUCCCGCUGAAUCAGCUUUUCGAUCUGUUCAGCCAUUGUGUUGUCAACAUGCCAGAGAAGAUAUUCAAACCACCAUCGGAUAAAUCGAAAGAACCAAAAAGUUCUCCAACUGCCACUGAAAAAGAGAAGAAGGAGAAGGAUGAACAGAUGAAGCCACAGAACCUCACCUGUUGUAUCCUAAUGCUUGACAUACUAUUAAAACAGAUGGAGCUGCAGCAACGACGUAUCAAUAGCCAGAACGUGAGCAGUGAAGCGACUAAGCUUUUACGAUUGAUGCUUAAGUCCAACCAAUUGAACACUGUUGAACAUGCGGUGUGCGUGUCGGAGGGCGCGUGCUCGUACUGCGAGGCGGCGGCGCUGUGGCACCAGCUGGCCGUGCUGCUCGUGCGCGCGCUCGUGCCCGACAGGCCCAAGCCUCCGGAGCCGUCCAUGGAAGACAUGUGGUCGGAGACGCAACCAAAGAAGAACCAAUCGGAAGACGAGCGCAGCAAGUCGGGCGGCACGCCGGCGGCGUCCGUGGACGCGCUGAUGUCGAUUGCCCACGGGGUGGGCGUGGGCGUGGGCGUGGACAAAAGCUCAGUAGGAGGCGUACUGGUGCAUAUGCCACAUUUUGUUCAUUUCAUGCAACUGUCACUAAUAAGCGACGUCGGUUCGGACCCCACACUGACUAAAUCGUCAGGGGACACGCAAAUAAUGACGGCCACAGUGGAGACGAUCACGGAGCAGCUGGACAUGGCGGUGUCGCUGCCGCCGCCCGACGCGCCGCCGCUCGCCACCGCGCACACAGUCACCCUCACCGACACAGACGUCGCCACCGCCACAGCAGACGUUUCGACACCAAAUCUGCUCGGUGAUAACGAAGCUAUGGGGGAGUCGGUUGAUGACGAUAUGACCAAUUUCUGGCCGACAUCGGCUGGCAAGUUCCAUUUCUGCAUCGACGAGUUGCCACAAGAGUUGCAGUACAUCCACCAAUUAUUACAGGAAUUGAAAAGUACCUCCCGUCCCGACGUGUUGUACCACCUGCUGCAGUGCCUUCAGGUGUUGGUGCUGAACGCGGAUGCUCUCGCCGAGCAUAGGGGUUUCCUCAUAUGGUGCCAGGAGAACCUUCUCAUUGAUAACCUGUGGAACGUGUGCAACGCGUGCCACUCCCACAUCUGCUCGGUGGCGGUGCCGGUGCUGCUGCACUGCGUGACGCUGGCGGGCGGGGCCGACGUGUUCUGCAACCUGGUGCGCGACCAGUUCCACCACCACGACCACCGCGUGCGGUUCACCGCCGUCGAGCGGGUCACCAUCGUCAUCAGAUUCAUGGACGGAUCACCAGUAAAGACGAGCCUCCCGCUGCAGACGGCACUCGCGACUGCGUUCUGCUACCUCAUCUCCAGCAUGGAUGAUAUUAACGUGUACGUCGCACAACGGGCGACACUCUACAUUGGCACUAUACAUGAUAAUGCUAUCGAUUUGCUGCUGUACUGUUUGGAGACGCAAUUCGAUUUGGUGAUCGUGGACCGGCCGAUGGUGCUGCAGUCUAUCUACCAGCUGCACAACACUCUCAGUGAUCGCCGCAUACUCAAUUGGGAGUUCUUCCUCAACCGAUUCGAAGCGCUGUUGCUCGAGGCGCAGAUCAAUUCUAACAAAACUGUCGACUUCUCUAACUUGAGAGAGUUGGUGAGCAGCGAGACGAGCUCGGAGUGGUUCGUGUCGAAGGUGCGGCGCGCGCACUCGGCGCUGCAGGCCGGCGCCGCGCACUCACUCAGCGCCUCCUUCGGGACCAAGUGGCCCUACAAGCGGACCAUCUCCGCGCCCGCCACGCUGCCGCCGCCGCCCGCCGACCCGCGCCUCGACCGCGAGAAGGUGUACUCGCGACAGUACUCUGCGCCGCUGCUGAAGCGGAAGACGUCCCGGUUCGGUCUGGGACAGCUGCUGGCCGCGCAGCAGCCGCUCGGGCAGCCCAGGCAGGCCAACUCGCACGACGGAUUUCAUUCCCUGUCGGGGCGUUCGACUGAAGAGACGCUAACUACAGUGCUACCGAAAGCUGUAGAUCUUGAAGAAGCUGACCGGGAAACCACAAAUUUGUUGGUGUUUCUUCUAAUGCAGUUCUUAUCAAGGUCAGACCAAGCUCACCCCACAGAAGAUAAAUCCUCAUUGAAAAGUCAAGAGUUGGUGUUGAAGCACUUGUUCUUGUUGUUAGGAUACAACUGCGUCGAAAAAUAUUUCCAUUUGUCACCCUAUACUUUGAGGCAAUCAUCAAUAUUUAAUGCGUUCAUGGCUAAUUUGCCGCAAGUGUUGGAUCAGAAUCAUUUGAUGGGUGCUAGUAUAGCUGAACCUACUUUGCUGUUACUUCAGUACUGCUGCGGCGGCGGAGCGGGGGCAGCGGCCACCGCGGGCGGCGGCGGCGCGGGGGCCGCGGGGGUGGGCGCCGCCACGCUGGCGCCGCUGGAGCCGCACGUGCGCCGCCACUGGCUGAUGGCGCUGCUCGUGCUACUGUACAAGUACCACUACGGGAGCGGCGCCAUAUGCGCGCAGGUGCAGGCGCUGGUGCGCGUGGUGCUGAACUCCGUGGAGGCGCAGUACCACCACUGCAAGCGAAUCCCGCCCAUGCUCGUCAUGCCGCACCCGCUUCCUCACACUGCGCGUGCCAGGGAUUUAAGCCAGCCGUCUUUGAAAAUGGAACACGACCCGCUGUCCGGGUGCGCGGCGGCGGCGGGCGCGGGCGCGGCGUCGGCUGCGGUCGCGGCCACGGGCGCCGGCGGGAGCGGGUGCGGGUGCGGGGGCGGGAGCGGGUGCGGGUGUGCGGGCGCGGCCGGCAGCCCGCUGGCCGGGAAGGGCAAGCUGCACAAGUCGCCCGCGCACAUGCACACGCACUGGGAGGAGCCCGCGCCGCACAAAUACCAACAAUGGAGCCUAGAACAAGAAUCUUCUGAGAGCGAAUUGAUUGCCAUCCCGGAGACAAGCGAUAAAUCCGACACCACUGUCCACGGAAGUACUGCGCCCGGAUCCUUCGAUGAACCAUCUCAUUAUGAAGAUCCACCCAAAAUCGACACACCAGCCACAUCUGUACCGCCGUCACUGAAUAAAAUUCAAACAGCCACGGCCAGUUCCCGGUCGGGACAUCAACUGUCCACGAGUUCGUCAGUAUCCAUUGGCAGUGAUUCAUCCAACUUAAAAUCAACUCCAAUGAGCGGACAGUCAGUGGAGAUCUGGCCAGAUCAAUUGCAUGGCCAGCAAACUUCUCCACGGGCCAAAGUACUAGGAAAGCAGAAGCGGAUAGUGGUGGGCAGCAGCACGUCCCCGGAGACCGCGCCGUCGUCGGGCGGCUCGGGACAGUUCGCGGCCUGGCCGCCCGCGCACCACCACCACCACCACCACAUCAAGAGCCCAGGCGCGGGGUGCACGUACGCGUCGCCGGAGUCGCCGCUGUCCCGCAUGGAGGUGGCGUGGGGCGCCCCGCGCGGCCCGCCCCCCGCCGGCCCCGCGCCCCCCGCGCCCCCCGCGCAGCCCUUCCACAUCCCGCCGCAAGAACGGUUACUGCCCAUCGGCCCGAAGCCCAACAAAGAACAGUAUCCAGUGUUCAACGCCUUAGUGGAUAGGGUGCGGGAGGCUUUAAGUUUACCACCAGAUGAUUUAACGGACAAAACGGAUUCAAGUCGUUCAGAUUUAGAACCAACGCCGACACCCUCGGAUCGACCUCAGGAACUGAAAAAGUCUUCGGAAGCCAGUAGCCGGUCUCCGCGGCGACUGGCGCGGCAGGCGGCGCAGCUGGGCUCCCCGCCCGCGCCCCCGCCCCCCGCUCCGCCGCGAGCAGGUAAGUGACACUCUCGCCACGAUCAUCACACUCAGAGCUCGUGCCCGGCGGGCGCGUGGUGGGAGGCGGAGAGCCGCGGGGGUCGGCGGGCGGCGCACGCGGCCGCCCCCGCGCGGCCCGACACCACGCUCUGCUACCACUGCGCGGAGUGCGGCACGGCUGCGGAGCAGUACAGCGACGAGGAGCUGGGGCUGUGCGUGAUCGUGCUGGCGACGUUCGUGCACCGCGAGCCGGCCGCCGCCGCCGCGCUGCUGCCCGCGCUGCUGCACCACGUCAGCAGGGUGGUGCAGCUGGGCCAGUACUCGUGGCAGGUCGAGACCAAUACGCGUCUGCCGGGCAGCGCGGUGUUCGUGGCGCACCAGUUCCUGCGCUGCGUGCUGCACCAGCUCGCGCCCAACAACGUCUUCUUGCAGAUAUUCUUGCAGAGGACUCCUGAAAAGCAACGGUUGAUGUUUUUCAAGAGUAUUGCCCAAGCCUUCGUGGAUUUCAACGAACUGUACCCGUGCGGUCCGCUGCAGCUGGUCAUCGAGCAUCUUAACUCGAAGAAAACCUUGCCUAUUGACCAACUGAGCGUAAUAGCGGGCAACAUCGCCAUGUACGUGGAGUGCCUGGCGCCCGAGGCGCUGGGGCCGGGCGCGGCGUGCGCGGCGCUCGUGCAGCAGCUGGAGACGCUGCUGCGUGGCGCCGCGCUGCAGCUGCCACAGCUGGACGAUGUGCUGCCGCUGCUGCGACUGGCCGCCGCUGCGCUACGCGUGCCCGGCGCUGCUCAGCACAAGAGCAUACUCGAACCAAUCUCCAAGAUCGUGAGCUACGGCAUCCAGAACUUCGUGGUGCGGCUGUCGGUGAUCUCUGAGCUGAGCAUGGCGUGCGUGCGCGUGUUCAGCCGCGACCGCGACCGCCUGCUGGUGUGCCGGGUGCUGGUCUACGAGCUGGUGCAGGCUCUCCGUACCAAGACCACCGUGCCUGAUGAUAAUCUCUUUGUGUUGAUACAGUUCGUGCUACAAGGUCACGGGUGCCGGCUGGCGCUGCCGGGCGCGCUGGGGGCGGGCGGCGGCGGCGGACUGCUGGCGGCCGCCGGGGACGCGCGGGAGCUGGGCGGCGGCGCCGUCGACUGCAUGCGGCCGCACCUGCCCGACAUGCUCGACCUGCUGCUCGACCCGCACCUGCUCAACAAGAUCAAGGGGUCCGUAUCGAAGUCGAUAGUGAACCGCAAUCUGAUCUGCCUGAAUGAAGACACCCUGGGCGCUAUCGUAAAAUGUGGCAUCGCGCAGUACGUCGCGAUGGAGCUGGCAUUGGAACAUUCCCGCGGCAAGCAAGAUCGUGGUCAAGCGGCUCGGCACAUGCCUUGGCUUACAUCUUCUAUGCCUGGGUCGCGCGAGGUGGGCGAGUGUGUAGGACGCGUCCGGCUGGUGUCGUGGCUGGUGAUGGGCGCGCUGUGCAACGCACGCGCGCGUCCUCCGCUGCAGCAGCCCGUGCCGCAGGACGCCACCUGCCACAUCACCGACCAUAUACAGACAAUAAUGUCUUCGUACGUGGAACAAACUAAACCGGCACCACAACGCAUGAACGCCCUAUUCCAUGCGUUCAUCCUGUGCCAACUAUGGACGCUUUACUUGGAGGAGCUAGCCUCAGCCAGCACACCGAGCAGUGAACCACACAAUACUACCAUAUGCAUUCUCCUGGACUUCUGGUGCAAGCUUGUACCAAGUAUUCUGCAGGUCACUGUGCAGUCUAAAGUGUUGGCUGAAACCGUAAACUUACAUUUCCUGAGUCUACUGGAGUCACUAUUAGAAUGCAAUUCGACUGUGCUCAACAAACUGCUGCCUUUGUGGAUACCUAUACUACACUCGCCACUAUUCAACAUGCCGCGGCACGUGGAACAGCGGCUGGACACGUGUCGAGCGGCGCGGCCGUCCGCCGUGCGCACGCUGCCGCACGUGUCCACCACACAGAACGCCACCACCACGCACGCCACCACACACUCCACCACACACGCCGCCACGCCGCACGCCACCACGCACGGCGAGCACGCCGCGCACGCAGCCCAACGUCGUCUACACCGUCUGCUAGCCAAGAUGGCGCAGCUCGAGCUGCAGCCGCAUAGCUUCUACUUCAUAUAAUUGACACCGCAUACGUUAUUUCACCCUGGUAGGCAGUACAAGUAAUCAAACCAGUUACACUCACAGCAUCAGCCAAGUUCCUUUUGCCCUGAAUGUACUGUGAGGUACUGU